AAAGAAGAAGAAGCAGAAACCGUUUACUUCCGUGUCAGAUGUUCUUCUUCGCCCCGUAGCUUGCUAACUAGCAGCAUCUGCAUCGUAGUGGAGUCUGUGAACCUACAUCUAUUGCUGCAACCCUAACGGUCCAAAUGGAUUAUACUGCAACUCAAAGUGGGUUCAGACAGCGUAAGUUACAGCCUAAUAUGCAUAUGGGAAACAGCUCAAUGGACGGUACAGAUGGCAGCCAGCUGUUUGAGGAUACGAGUGGAGUUGCAGCGGGACCACAGGCAGGAUACAGUAACCAGCAGGCUGGGCUUCAAGCAGCAGGAUUCUCCGGCCAGUCCCUCCUGUCAGACCCAAUGUCUAACCUGGCGAUGGCUUAUGGCAGCUCACUGGCCUCCCAGGGGAGGGAAAUGGUGGACAAGAAUCUGGACCGGUUCAUUCCAAUUUCUAAGCUGAAAUAUUACUUUGCCGUGGAUACUGUGUACGUGGGGAAGAAGCUGGGCCUUCUUGUUUUCCCUUACAUGCAUGAGAACUGGGAGGUGAGCUACCAGCAGGACACUCCUGUGGCUCCGCGCUUCGAUGUGAACGCUCCUGAUCUCUACAUUCCCGCCAUGGCCUUCAUCACAUACAUCCUGGUGGCUGGACUUGCCCUCGGCACACAGAACAAGUUUUCCCCGGAGCUGCUGGGAGUUCAGGCCAGCUCGGCGUUGGUGUGGCUGAUCAUGGAGGUCCUGGCAGUCCUACUGUCUCUCUACCUGGUGACCGUCAACACUGACCUCACCACCAUUGACCUGCUGGCCUUUUCUGGAUACAAAUACGUUGGGAUGAUCGUAGGCGUUGUGUCAGGCCUGUUGUUCGGUCGGCCAGCGUACUAUCUCUCUCUGCUGUGGUGCUGCGCUGCCAUCUUUGUCUUCAUGAUCCGAACCCUACGUCUGAAGCUGUUAUCGGAGGCGGCGGCGGAGGGGAGGCAGGUGAGAGGAUCCAGAAACCAGCUGAGGAUGUACCUCACCAUGUCUAUAGCAGGAGCUCAGCCCCUCUUCAUGUUCUGGCUCACCUACCACCUGAUCAGAUAAAACCCACACACUCAUUUGUAAUAGAUGGACUUUGCUGUCUGAACUCCAUAUCACCGCCCGUAGAAACACACACACAUCAGAGGAGCUGGACUUGGAUGUAACCCACAACGGCCCACAGCUUUUUGGAUAAUAAGACCCACUCCAUGUAUGCAUGGAGCUGAACAACACAUGCUAAAAGACGAUUAAGAGAAGAUGUGAGGCGUUACUGUCUCUCCUCUCACAGCACAGUCCUGUGUCAUUCGAAAAUUGUUGCCUUUUUUUUUGUCCUUUUAUAUGUCAUGUCUUCAAAAUUGUGUAGCAAAAGUGGCUUUAUGUUGGGUUUUUCUGUGUAAUUAUUUGUUGAUUAUGUUUGUUUAGGUUUAUUUAUGGAUGUGAAUAGCAAAAGUAUUAUCACGGCGGAUGCUGGUCUGAUAUCGCAUGUAAUUUUUCUGAGCCGACUCGAAGAAAGCACACUAACCGUCCAUGGAAUGACAAGAAGAUUCAAAUAACCUUUUCACAGCGCCUAAUGUUUAUAUUGCGGCUGAGAGAAAAACCUUUCAUCAUCUGGAACCGAGGGUUAUCUAACUGGUGUCACUGGGUGCCGUAGCACCUCUGUUUUAAUCUUUUUGUAUGUGCUUUGAUACAUGUAUGAUCUUUGCUGCCUGACAACUGUUGAAUAGAAAUAUCAACUGUGUGUAAGCCACGACUUUAAGGUGCAGACCUUGCAAUGUCGAGUUGACUUUGAUAUCCUUUUUAAAAACUAAGUAAAUGAUUUACUGCUUUUCAUAUUGAAAGUCUGGUGUUAUAAAGGGAAGAGAUGAGAUGGUCUGUCCUGUGAAAAUGUGUUGACUUGAAAUACUUUCAUGUGCUUUAAUGUAAAUCACCUUAAGUGUCAGCUUUUUUAUGUUGCCAAUGUUUACUCAAACCAAGGUAGGAUUUAUAAACAUUCAAAUUAAUUCAGGAAACUAUUAACAAUUCAGGAUCUUUGCAAUUCAGUUGACAUUUCUGAUGAUGAAACGGUUUUGUCAAUAGACUGAGGUGCCAAUAAAACAUUUUUCCAAAUAUUUUGACAAUGUUAAUUCAAACCGGAUAACUGAAAUUGUAGCAUCUUGUUAUAAAUGACUCAUUCUAUAUACAUAUAUCUGGCAAUAUACUUUCUUUUUUUAGGAUUAAUCAUAAAUGGAUCUCAUCCUCCACUAUUAAAUAGGCUGAAAGCAUACGACCUAUCAAAUCAAGCCAUUGAAAUGAUAUGACGAUUGGACAAAUUAAUAAAGUCAAACUGAUGGAG
Gymnodraco acuticeps is the source of this 2328-nucleotide messenger RNA. It is a transcript of the gene yif1b, whose product is annotated as Yip1 interacting factor homolog B (S. cerevisiae). Gene Ontology annotation, biological process: endoplasmic reticulum to Golgi vesicle-mediated transport. The coding region runs from base 135 to 1061 and encodes 308 amino acids. The transcript has 8 exons. Lineage: Eukaryota; Metazoa; Chordata; Actinopteri; Perciformes; Bathydraconidae. Gene Ontology annotation, cellular component: COPII-coated ER to Golgi transport vesicle; endoplasmic reticulum membrane; endoplasmic reticulum-Golgi intermediate compartment. The record is from RefSeq and is a predicted model, not a curated record.